This is a messenger RNA of Trematosphaeria pertusa, 2415 nucleotides long. RefSeq lists its product as uncharacterized. The record is from RefSeq and is a predicted model, not a curated record. NCBI's taxonomy places the organism in Eukaryota, Fungi, Ascomycota, Dothideomycetes, Pleosporales, Trematosphaeriaceae. The transcript is spliced from 5 exons. Bases 196 to 2415 code for a protein of 739 amino acids.
UAUCAAUACCCGUCCAACUUUUUAGCACCCCUCGCCUCGAGCAUUUAUUGAUCUGAAUAAUUUUGUGUUGGCGGCUUUGCAACACUCUUCAAACCAAAACCUGUAGGACUCGUUAGCCCGCAAGGCUGACAGGCGACCGGCUACCAAAUACGUUUGGAGGCGUUCAUUAGCAUACUCUGGCAAUUUUUUGCCAUCAUGCUGUGCAUACCCUUCAGAAAGCGGAGGAAGACCUCGAGAACGGAGACGACCGUGCCAAUCGACCUAUUGCAAGACGACGUCAAGAAGAACGAAGAAAUUGAGAAUCCCAAGUCCGACAUAGCAGUAAAACGAAUAGGGCCGAGAGACGACCUCCCAAAGCAUUCCUGGCUCGCAGCCGACGCCGAGGAGCUCCAACGCACGCACGCGGACUGUUCCUCUCGACCGUCCAGCGAUGAAGACCCUCCAAUCCCAUACACACCAACAGAUACCGAUAUCCACCCACCCACAUACCACGCCUACGAACCCUCAACCUCCGCCCCGCACCCCGAUUUCCCCGCAAACGCAAUAGCCUUCGCACUCCGCGACUCGCAUCCUCCGCAGCCUUCGUACGCAGAGGAGCUCAAUAAGGCGGAUCGGGUGGAAGUGGAGGGUGAGCAGAGCCAGUUCUUCAGCUCGAUAAAGUAUGGAGAUCAGAUAAAUAGGGGUUUGGACGAAUUAGAGAGGUUUCGGGAGGAUCGGAUGAAGGAGCUUGGGGAGGACAGUGGGUUGACAGAUGAGCAGAUCGAGCGACGGAGGAGAUUGAGUUGCUGGGAUGGCGAUGGGUGGACGGGGACAGAGGUGGAAAGUGAUGACGGAGAAGCAUCGUCAAUUCAGUCCGACAGCGCCGGUGAAGAUCGAAAAUACAGAUACAAGAACCUGAACUUCGAGCUGGGGCAGGAAAUCAGGCUGGUUGUCAUUCUCCCUGGAAAAUCUUCAGACCCUAUUCGAUGCGAGAUCGUCCACGUCAAUCUGGAAGACGAUCCUGAGUACGCGGCAAUAUCAUAUACGUGGGCUACGGAGGAUGGCGACGGCCGUAAAUCAAGGCUCGUUCAUUGCACCGACGACACUAUCUUACCGGUCACGGUGACCUGUGAGGCAAGCACUUCGACAAUCGGUUUUAUGGAUCAGAUCUAUAUGAGAGCUAGAAUGGUUCUUAUAUGUAUCCACGAUCCGCGGCUUGACUAUGGAGAAUGCGUUGACUGGAUCAAAAGCAAACGGCCGUCCCCAGAACCCUGCUUGAAAUUACGGAGGCAACUCGGGCAGCUGCUGGGCCUACGUUACUUCAGUCGCGUAUGGGUGAUACAAGAGGUUGCAUUAGCCAAGACUGCUGUCUUGAUUGUCAAUGAGGCAAGCGUGUUGCUCUCGGCCAGAGUCCUAAAGCGCUUGCAUUCUAUUUGCCAAUCUCAAGGUCGACAGAUUCCAGGCCCAUUGCAGCCUUUGUCCGGAUUGAAGGGAAGCCUUCUCAACUGCCUCGACGCUACGAGGCACUGCUCGUGCACUGACCCCAGGGAUAAAGUAUACGCAAUUCUCAGCCUUGUGGAGCCUAGGUUUCGGAAGCUCAUCUCUAUCAACUAUACUAAGGAAUCUUAUUGGGUAUUUAGUACUGUGGCUGUGGCUGCCAUUGUGCAUUAUCAGAACCUGGAUAUACUCUCCCGCGUUGGCCCACAUACGCAACCUGGGACUGUUUCUUGGAUCCCGGAGUGGAGACCACUUCCCCCUAGCAAACUGCUGCCGUUUCAACAAUUUGAGGACCAAUUUCAGGGCUCGUGGAGACGUGACAUCACCCUUGCGAUUCGCGACGGAAGAUUCGAUCAGCUCUACGAUGGAUUCUCAGACCCAAAAUCAACUGUUCAGAUUCGAAGGGGAAGAGGCAUCGAUCCGUACAUGGCGCCUAGACUUCAGGUCCGCGCUCAUCUGCUUGAUUUCGGCGUGUACACUCUUCCAGAAAGCGCGAAAUUUUACAGGACUAUCCUCAAAAAUGCGAACAAGCUUAACGAUGAGAAGUACCGCUGGAUCUUGCGUUUCUUUCGAAAAACCUUCCAAAAUGAUAUAGACCAGGAAAAUAAAUGGACCGCCUCCAGGGACUGUGCGUUGGGGGACGUAAGGGAGGAAGAGGUACCUGACUAUAAUCUGCCGGACCUUAUCUCCUUUAUACAAAGCGGUAUAAGAUCCGAACGCGGCGCGUGUAUCUUUAUGGGAACCUACAGUGUUGGGUUUGCAAAUGGUACCAGUACCUACAGCUACAAUGUUGGGGAUGAACAACACGGCUCCUUGGCGUAUAUUCACCACGUGACUGCUAUCGAUGGCGCUAAAACUCCGUUCAUAUUAAGAUGCGUGGGCAAGAGCGAGUACGAGAUCGUCGGGUAUCCUCCUCGCGAAGUACAGACGUGUACCUAG